Pteronotus mesoamericanus is the source of this 456-nucleotide messenger RNA. Its product is annotated as small nuclear ribonucleoprotein G-like. The record is from RefSeq and is a predicted model, not a curated record. The transcript has a single exon. Bases 74 to 262 code for a protein of 62 amino acids. Gene Ontology annotation, molecular function: RNA binding. Gene Ontology annotation, biological process: mRNA splicing, via spliceosome; spliceosomal snRNP assembly. NCBI's taxonomy places the organism in Eukaryota, Metazoa, Chordata, Mammalia, Chiroptera, Mormoopidae. Gene Ontology annotation, cellular component: spliceosomal tri-snRNP complex; U4 snRNP; U1 snRNP.
UAGGCCUACCGUGGGAGCGUAAGAGGCUAAGAAUUUCUUUCGGAGGUAUCUUUGAGCUCGCUGAACAGACACUAUGAGCAAAGCUCACCCUCCUGAACUAAAAAAAUUUAUGGACAAGAAUUUAUCAUUGAAAUUAAAUGGUGGCAGGCAUGUCCAAGGAAUAUUGCAGGGAUUUGAUCCCUUUAUGAACCUUGUGAUAGAUGAAUGUGUGGAGAUGACAACAAGUGGACAACAGAAUAAUAUUGGAAUGGUGGUAAUAUGAGGCAAGAGUAUCAUCAUGUUAGAAGCCUUGGGACAAGUAUAAAGAAUGGCUGUGUUCACCAGAGAAAUCAGCGUGCUUCUACGUCUCCUCUCCACACCUCCUGUUUUACUACAAUAUGAAAAUCGAGUCUUGUACAUUUUCACAUUGAACUUUUGUUAAAUAAACUUGGGUAUUGGUCAAAAAAAAAAAACAAA